Molecule: messenger RNA, 321 nt
Organism: Lachnellula hyalina
Lineage: Eukaryota; Fungi; Ascomycota; Leotiomycetes; Helotiales; Lachnaceae
Exons: 2
Coding region: 1-321 (106 amino acids)
Source: RefSeq, a predicted model, not a curated record
AUGGACGAAAAAUCCCCACCUUUCUUUCGAGUCUCAACUGAUGACCAAGGCGGAAUUGCGGUCGUUGUGGUCCUAAAUUCAAUCAUCGUUUCUUGUGUCGUAUGCGGCAUUCGAGCUUUUAUUGCAAAGAAGCAACAUCUCGGCUUCCAGUCAGACGACAUAACUUUCUAUGUUGCGGGAGUGUUUGGAAACUUGAGCGCAAUAUGUGUAUAUCAUGCUGUCGUGUCUGGGAUGGGCAAACGGAUCGAUGCAGUUAGCCCGAAAAGUCUAGACUCAUUUUAUAAGGUCAGCAAUGUGGCUUCCAUGCCAUCAAUUUGGUGA